Messenger RNA from Penicillium robsamsonii, 396 nucleotides. RefSeq lists its product as uncharacterized. NCBI's taxonomy places the organism in Eukaryota, Fungi, Ascomycota, Eurotiomycetes, Eurotiales, Aspergillaceae. The record is from RefSeq and is a predicted model, not a curated record. The transcript has 2 exons. Bases 1 to 396 code for a protein of 131 amino acids.
AUGCCACAGACUAUAUUUUCGAAUGAACCCGUGCCUCCACCAGGGAGUCCACGUUGGCGAGAGAAGCCGCGGGACGGCACGAAACCAACACGAUGGGCCCCGACUGACCCUCUUGGAUUCUCGAGUGAUCCAGUGGUACUUGAAUACGAUGAAUGGAAGGGAGAAUACGGUGCUCAAAAGCUCAUGACCAGUAAUUAUGGCCUCACCAAUUGUGUACCCGUGUUCAUGUCUCAAGAUCAUUGCGGCACUAUGUUUGAAUCAAACGGCAGGUACUAUCUUUGGGCUCGCGAGAGCAACAGUCUGGCGCGUAUCCUUCAUAGUCUGGAGGAGAUCAAGCAAAUAAUCGACGACUGGGGAGAGGGAGCACUGUCCACGGAGUGGAUGGGCUUUGUGUAA